GGGCCGGUGCCCGCCGACGACUGCUCUGUGGCGGUGCGAGAUGGCGGUUCCCGGAGCCCCCGUUACUGUUACCGUCACGUACAGUAAUGAAAAACACAAUAUUCAGGUUGCUUCUCAACAGGAAGAUGGUGAGCCUACGCUGCAAGACAUGGCUGUGCUUAUAGAACAAGUCACUGGUGUUCCAGUUUCUUUUCAGAAACUUAUAUACAAAGGGAAAUCUCUGAAAGAAUUGGAACAGCCAUUGUCAGCACUUGGUGUUAAAAAUGGUUGCAAAGUCAUGUUGAUUGGGAAAAGGAAUAGUCCAGAAGAAGAAGCUGAAUUAAAGAAGUUAAAAGAUCUGGAGAAGUCAGUGGAGCAAAUAGCUAACAAGUUAGAGGAAAUUAAUAAAGAGUUCACAAGUAUCCAGAAGGGAUUUUUAGCAAAGGAUCUCCAAGCAGAAGCUCUAAAACAGCUGGACAAGAGGAUAAAAGGAACUGCAGAGCAGUUCAUGAAGAUCCUGGAACAGGUUGAUGCCAUUAAUCUGCCAGAGAACUUCAAUGACUGCAGACUGAAAAAGAAGGGAUUGGUGAAAAGGGUUCAGGCUUUUCUUGCCCAGUGUGAUACUAUUGAAGGAAAUAUUGGACAAGAAAUGGACAAGCUACAGUCAAAGAACUUGGCACUGGCAGAAUGAGGCAUUACCCUUCAUAAUUAGGAAACAUAAUUGCUCUAUGAGCAAGAAGAAAGUUUGCUCUUUGUUUUGGAGCACAUAUUCAGCUUUUUUGUUUUUUUUUAAAGCCCAGUCUUUUAGACUGGAAGUAGUCAAUUAUUUCUUGCUGGUUGUCUUGUUUGCCACUUGGUUAGGCCUACUGUUUUGAAAAGAAAAUCCUUCCUGAAGAAUUGCAGAAAUAAUCUUUGUGGUGAAUUAUGUAUCUUAUGGACAAUUGUUUAGUUAACUAUGUAACAGAGUUUGCAAUGAUGGGCAAUAUUUUCUGAUAUGUUUUUGAAUUUAUUUACAACUGAAAUGAAAGAAGGUCUAUAACCAUAUAAGUGCCAUAUGUUGCAAUUUUAGGACUUCAACUUGAUUGAAAAAACACUGAGACAAUAUCUGGGAAAGUUCAACAUUAUAGUAGACGGUUCAGAGCAAUAAGAAAAACCCUCCACAUUUAUAUUACUUAAUGUUUGUAUGCAUUUAUAAAUAUAAGGAAGCUUGACUAUAAGGGAGUCGUACCUAUUUUAGCCUUAAAUUGUCAUAAUAAAUGGAAUGUACUGUAACAUAUAUGGUACUGAAUUCUGAAUGGUGCUUUAAGUUGUUAAUGAGCUUGAUACAAGUGUACAUGUUUAUUUACAUGUAAUUCUGAUGUACUGUGUCUUUUAUAGCUUAUUCUGAUUGUUUUUUUUUCUUGAUAGGGAUUGAAAUGAGAUCACAUGCUGCUUAUGCACAAAUGGGGCACUUAAAACAAGGUAUAACUAAGGAGCUGUUUUGAAAGGUUCUUUAUUUUUUUCUGGUUUCACUGAAUUCAUCGCGCUAUAUUUAUUGGAAAGAUUGCAGUGAUUAUUCUGCUAUGGUAACUAGUAAAUUUUUAUAGAAUGUUACAAAGUGGCAUAAAUUUGUUUUAACA
This is a messenger RNA of Centrocercus urophasianus (Greater sage-grouse), 1598 nucleotides long. It is a transcript of the gene BAG1, whose product is annotated as BAG cochaperone 1. The coding region runs from base 41 to 670 and encodes 209 amino acids. Lineage: Eukaryota; Metazoa; Chordata; Aves; Galliformes; Phasianidae. The record is from RefSeq and is a predicted model, not a curated record. Gene Ontology annotation, biological process: protein stabilization. Gene Ontology annotation, cellular component: cytosol; cytoplasm; nucleus. The transcript is spliced from 7 exons. Gene Ontology annotation, molecular function: protein-folding chaperone binding; adenyl-nucleotide exchange factor activity.